CCGCUAAGCAAAAAUCGAUUGCUUUCUUCCAUUCUAACACUCCAGAGAAUUUUACAUCCAUAAUUGGAACAAAUUCUUGUUUACUUUUACAUAGAGAGAAAGACCGAACUGAUAAGAGAUAGUUGAAAUAAUUAGACCAAGUUAGCAGACGACAGUCUGUGUAUCGUGCUGUGUUAUAAUGAGGAACUAUGGUCGGUUUGGUUUGUUAUUGUGUUAUUUUGGAUUGGUGUGCUGUAAGUCAGCGGUAGAUCCCGACUUGUACAACGAAUAUUGGGAUCAGAAGGAACCACUUCCGGAGUUCCUCGAGAGACUUCGUCAGACACUGUAUGGACCGGAAUAUAACGAUUAUCCCGAUUACCGAGUGCUCCCGAAUGAAGCGAAAGACACACGCGGAAAAUUGCAGGUGGUUCCGAGCUGGCCGUCACACAAAACGACAGCAGUAAUAGGUCAAGUGGGAGGAAUUGCCCUAGAUUCUAAAGGCGAUAUUGUCGUGUUUCAUCGUGCUGACAGACGUUGGGAAUCAGGGUCAUUCGGAACAUCAGAUCGCAUUAGUCCACUUCUCGGACCCAUACAGAAAGAUGUUUUGUUGUGGAUCAGUAAUGAAACAGGGGAGAUAAUAAAACAGUCAGGAGCAGGAGAGUAUUAUAUGCCUCAUGGUGUGACAGUAGACAAAGAUGAUAACAUAUGGAUAACAGAUGUUGGUCUUCAUCAGGUUAUUAAAAUUCCAAAAGAUCCGAAUGCAGCAAAACUGGUUCUUGGGGAAAAACUUGUACCCGGAAGUGAUGUAACACAUUUCUGCAAGCCGACAGAUGUCGCUGUGGCGUCUAAUGGCGAAUUCUUUGUUGCAGAUGGAUAUUGUAAUGGGAGAAUCAUGAAAUUUUCACCCGAGGGAAACUUCAUAGGGCAAUGGGGCCACGUUUCUACAGGAGCACCUCUUGGAAACUUUGAUUUACAUAUACCUCAUAGCCUUGCCUUGGACGAAUCACGUGACCGCAUUUGUGUCGCUGAUAGAGAAAAUGGAAGGAUUCUGUGUUAUACGGCUGGUCUGAAUGGAACAAAGGAAGGGGAGUUUAUAAAACGCUACGAGCCACAGAGGGGCACUAUUUACGCCAUUGAGUUUGAUUCUAGCGGUAAACUGUUUGCUGUGAAUGGUCCAGGAUUCCCUGUCACGGAAGGAUUUACAUUAGACACGAUGGGAAACAUUGAGGAAUUUUGGGGACCAACCAAUAAUGGCUUCCCGGGACAACCGCAUGAUGUGACUGUAUCACGUGACGGCAGUAAUGUAUUUGUUGGAGAUAUUGAAGGGUCUCCAAAAUUGUGGAGAUUUUCAAGUACAGAAGUACCCGUAAAAACUGUUGGAAAAUGAAUUUGAAAAGAUAUUUCUUUAAAAAAUAAUAAACUAAAAUAAAAAAAAAAUAAGUAAAC
Molecule: messenger RNA, 1425 nt
Organism: Ruditapes philippinarum (Manila clam)
Lineage: Eukaryota; Metazoa; Mollusca; Bivalvia; Venerida; Veneridae
Product: probable peptidyl-alpha-hydroxyglycine alpha-amidating lyase pgal-1
Exons: 10
Coding region: 179-1366 (395 amino acids)
Biological process (GO): peptide metabolic process
Cellular component (GO): membrane; extracellular region
Molecular function (GO): protein binding; catalytic activity
Source: RefSeq, a predicted model, not a curated record